UCUAUAAAAAUCUGUGCAUUAAUCAUUUACGUUCAAAUCCUUCUCGGGCUUCCAAAAUGGCAGUAAAAACCGGAAUACUUUUCUUCACCCUGCUCGUGGGAUGUCUAGCUAUCCCCAAGCCCGCGUCGGAUGACCUGUCCCAGUUCUUCGAGCAUGCCAACCCAGAUUCCCGCAUCGUCGGCGGGACGGUGGCAGCCAUCGGCGCCCACCCUCACAUGGUGGCCAUGAGCAACGGUCUCCUGAUCAGGAGCUUCGUUUGCGGUGGCUCUCUCAUCUCCUCCCGCACUGUUCUGACCGCUGCCCACUGCAUCGCUGCUGUCUUCAGCUUCGGCUCUCUGAGCAGGUAUGAUAAUUAUAUCGGCCGUAGCAGCCUUCUGUUGUUUUAUUAACGUUGCCCACCCCCA
Molecule: messenger RNA, 404 nt
Organism: Ostrinia furnacalis (Asian corn borer)
Lineage: Eukaryota; Metazoa; Arthropoda; Insecta; Lepidoptera; Crambidae
Product: trypsin theta-like
Exons: 3
Coding region: 57-389 (110 amino acids)
Biological process (GO): proteolysis
Molecular function (GO): serine-type endopeptidase activity
Source: RefSeq, a predicted model, not a curated record